Messenger RNA from Linum tenue, 1515 nucleotides. The record is from the annotation of a GenBank genome assembly. NCBI's taxonomy places the organism in Eukaryota, Viridiplantae, Streptophyta, Magnoliopsida, Malpighiales, Linaceae.
AUGGAUCAUUACCAUCUACAAUGCACCCUAGAAGAAGCCCUGGCUUCUUUCCAAACAGAGGAUUUCGACGAAACAGUUCUUUCCGAAAACUCGAGCGGGUGGGAGAUCAGCAGACUGCUGGAGAUCGAGUCCGAUCUCUUCAUGGACUUGAGCAGCAGCAGCUCCUCCCCCGUCGUCGGCCAAGACUCCGUUGAAUUAACUCCAUUAGCGGAGGAAGACGAGGAGAUGGUCACAACUGGCGACGGAGAAACUACAGAAGCGGUUACAGAAACAGAGUUCGUCAUUAAAGAUGGACCGGAUUCUCUGUUAAUUGAAGAAUACGAAGAGAAGAGGCUUCCGAGCCUGUUACUGAUGGGAGCUGAAGCCAUCGAAGCGGAGAACUUUGAGCUCAGUUCCUCUGUCAUCUCCGAGCUGACUCAGCUCGUGAACGAUCGAAGAGUCGUCGCAAAAAAUCGCGAUGCCUAUUCUUCGUCGUUAGAAAGGCUGGCCUGGUUCUUUACUCAGGGCUUGCGUCACAAAACCCAAAUGACAACUUUUAGCAACGAACAGUUUCUACGACCGUCGCUAGAGCCACCAACUUACUCUGUUUCAUCCCCUGCUUUCCACAUUCUCCAGGAGCUCUCUCCAUACAUGAAAUUCGGCCACUUCACAGCCAACCAAGCAAUUCUCGAAGCCACAUCGGACAACCAAAACAUCCACGUCAUCGAUUUCGACAUCAACGAAGGUCUCCAAUGGCCCCCACUGAUGGCAGAUUUAGCAGCCGGAGGAAGCUCCCCUGCCUCCUUGAGACUCACGGCAUUAACGUUGAAGAACACCAAUGCGGCUAAUUUUGCCCUGCUGAAUCAAACGGGCAGGCUGCUGAGGGAGUACGCCGACUCGAUCAACUUAUCGUUUGAAUUCGAGGCGGUAGAGAUUUCGAACGAGGAUGAUUUUGGUGCCAUUCGAGUUGACGAUGGCAGAGUACUUGUAGCUAACUGCAUGAUCCACCAGCUCCACGCUCCAAACAGGAGCUUCCCAUUGCUGAAGACGUUCCUUUCCGGGGUUACGAGUGGGCUUUCGCCGAAAUUGGUGGUGUUGGUGGAGGAAGAGGUGUAUAACUUCGGCAAGAUCCCAUCGAUGUCGUUUGUGGAGUUCUUCUGUGAGGCUAUCCACCAUUACAGUGCUCUGUCUGAGGCCUUGGUCGCGGAUGGGAUCGGUGGGAAUGGGUUGGAGAUGAUGGAGAAGGAGGUUUUGGGAGUGAGGAUAGUGAAUAGUUUGAGGGAGUUUCCUUGUAGGGCAAGUGAGAAGUUGGAGUGGGGGGAUGGGUUUGAGUGUUUGCAAAGGUUGUUCAAGGCAAAAGCUUUUAGUCAUUCUAAUGUGUCCCAAGCUAACUACUUGGUGAGCUUGUUUAGUGGUGGAUAUUGGGUUCAACAUGAGAAGUCUAGGUUGGCACUAUGUUGGAAGUCUAGGCCUUUGGUGACGGCUUCGAUUUGGGUGCCUAAGUGUGGAAGGAAGAGAAAGAAGAAGGCAUUCUAG